Dracunculus medinensis (Guinea worm) is the source of this 777-nucleotide messenger RNA. Lineage: Eukaryota; Metazoa; Nematoda; Chromadorea; Rhabditida; Dracunculidae. The record is from the annotation of a GenBank genome assembly.
AUGGUAGACGUUUUCGCUGCAAACUUCACUUUAUAUAAUCCUCGACAUUCUAUCGAAGGUAAAAUAAUUAAAAUAAUGUUCGAUAUAGCAAAUAUGCCUUAUACUGAAUUCGACAUUGAAGAUGAAAAUAGUCCACUGCCUAAUGAAUUGCUCGCUGCCGGUCAACCAGUACUUCGCUUUGAUGGUUUGAUAAUAUUCGGUAGCGCUGCUAUUUGUCGACAAUUGGGCUGGAGAUUUGAUAAGGAGCUGUUAUUGCUCAAAGAGGGAAUAUUGGCAUCACAGCGGUCUAAAGAAAUUGUUAUUAAAAUGUUAGGAAUUUUGAUUUGUGAUGAAUUGGAACCAUUUAUACUUUCAGGUCUAACCGGUGAAAAUGCUAAGAGUGAUGCAGUUGUCGAUAUGUUAGGCGAUUUGUUUCACGAAGCUUGUUCUAAAAUUGCGGCUUGGAGUGAAUUAGCGACAGAUGGUUAUAAGGCAACAAAUAUUCAAACUCCUACUCUUCUUUACGCAAAGGAAAACAUUUUACCGAUAUUAGAAAAUUUUUUGCUUCAUAAUGAUGUAAAUGAAUAUUUGGUGGAAAAUAAGCUAGGUAAGGCAAAAAUCAUUGAUAAUGAUGUUGCAUUAUAUACAAAAAAUUGUAUAACGGAAGGGUUUGUUCGGGGUGUCUUCGACGGCACCAUUUGUGGUGUGGAUGGCCUGGACGAGGGUGCUCUUGGUGGCAGUGUCAUUGCUGUGGUUUCUCUGGAUGAAUGUGCCUUUGGUGUUGUAUCUCUGAUGUGA